GAAAUAAAUACAGGGCCAUAUUUCUUUCGCGAGAAAGUUAAUAUAAUCGUUCGCAUCCCUAGCGCUUCUUCUGAGCGCUUUCUUAUCGACGACGUCAUCCUCAAAAAUGGACACAAUGACAUUUGACGACGAGCCACCGCCUGAACCGCGGGAAGGCUGGCUACUUGUACGCGUGUUCGUUCCCGAGCUGAAUGUCCACAAGAGCCUCCAGUUUCCAUCGGAUAAGAUCGUAUGGGAUGUGAAGCAACAAUGUCUCGCCUCGUUGCCGAAGGAACUGAAAGAAAGCUUCAACUAUGGAUUAUUCUCUCCACCAUCAAACGGUAAAGCCGGCAAAUUCCUGGAUGAAGAACGGCGGUUAGGGGAUUACCCAUUCAACGGACCAGUGGGCUACUUAGAGCUAAAAUAUAAACGACGUGUCUAUAAGAUGCUCAAUCUAGACGAACGUCAACUGAAAGCGUUGCACACUCGGGCCAAUUUGCGGCGCUUCAUUGAGUGUAUAAACAGCGGCCAGGUGGAAAAAAUCGCCAAGAUGUGUGCCAAAGGGUUGGAUCCGAACUUCCACUGUCAGGAAACGGGCGAAACGCCGCUUACCAUUGCUACCGGUUCGAAAAAACCCAACAAGCUGUUAAUCGCGCUCGUAAACGGUGGAGCCCUGCUCGACUAUCGGACCCGGGACGGUGCCACCGCACUACAUCGAGCCGUUGAACGCGACAGUCUGGAAGCAGUAAGCACACUUUUGGAACUGGGAGCAUCGCCAAAUUAUCGUGAUACGAAGGGCCUAACGCCGGUAUACUUGUCUGUAACACGGAGAACAGAUCCCAAAAUCAGUGAAGUACUCUUACACGAUCAUGCCACACUAGGCAUACAGGACAGUCAAGGCUGGCAGGAAGUGCAUCAGGCUUGUCGGAACGGGUUAGUUCAUCAUUUAGAGCAUUUAUUGUUCUACGGUGCGGAUAUGGAUGGUCAAAACGCUUCCGGCAAUACGCCGCUGCAUGUUUGCGCUGUUAACAAUCAGGAGGCUUGCGCUAGAAUGCUACUCUUUCGUGGUGCCAACAGAGGCGCACUAAACUAUGCCAACCAGACACCGUACCAGGUCGCCGUUAUUGCUGGUAAUCUCGAGUUGGCUGAAAUGAUUCAAAAUUAUAAAAACGAGGAUAUUGUCCCAUUCCGUGGACCACCACGGUACAAUCCUAGGCGUCGUUCUGGGUUAGGCUGGGGAUCGACUCUAUCCCGCAUAUAUGGUGGACCACCGUCCCCCUGCCCGUCCGAGCAUCCGUUUAGUUCCGCUAGUUCCAGCCUGUCGGAAGGUUCCAGCCACCGAAGCCAUGAAGAUGACAUCAGCAUAGUAACAGAUAAAAGUCUCGGUGACACAAGUGAUAUCAUCAGCGACUCGUCCGGCGUGGGAACGAAUUCAGACAGCGCUGCCUGUUCAAUUGGUCAUCCAAGCACAACAGUCGUCUGCAUGGAAGGUUACGAUACGGGACUUUCGGGACACAUUCACAUACAACCGGGCGAUGUAAUAGAGGUGGUUGGAUCGACCGACUGUGGUCUACUGGAAGGGUUUGUACGUGGUACAAAUAAGACGGGUUUCUUUCCGGCCAGUUGUGUGCAAGAGGUGCAGUUCCGUCAGAAGAGUAUUAUAAAUGUUUCCACCUCGACACCUCACCAUCAUUAUCUGAUAAAUACGAGUAGCAAUGAAAUAGUCAGCCAUGAUCUACAGCAGCAAUUGCAGCAGCAACAGCAGCACCACCAGCAGCAACAACAACAGCAACAGCCAUCUUCCCUAGACCAGCAACAGCAGCACCCUCAGCAACAAUAUAGCAGCCAAACAGCACCGAGGAUGAAGAAAUCAAUUAUUGGAGAGCCACGAACGGUGGUACUGCAUCGUGCUAAGCGUGGUUUCGGAUUUAUUCUCCGCGGAGCUAAAGCUUCUUCCCCGUUGAUGCAGCUCAAACCAUCGCCCCGGUGUCCUGCGUUGCAAUAUUUGGAUGAUGUGGAUCCUGGAGGUGUGGCGGACAUGGCUGGAUUAAAACCGGGAGACUUUUUGCUAGCCAUAAACAGCGAAGAUGUUACCUGUGCGUCGCAUGAACAUGUGGUCGAUUUGAUACGUAACUCAGGUUCGCUGGUAUCAAUGACAGUGGUAACGCUUUCGCAAAACCUUAUCAACUCAAUGAUGCUUGAAUCGUCCGAGAUUGGAAGUCAACAUUCGUCCGGAUCGGGAAUGAGCACGCCGAUCUCGUCCCGACAAUGUUCGACGUUGCCACGGCGCAUGAAUGGUGGAGUGCCGGGAAGCAACUGUAAGCAACCCGCACCGAUGCCACCACGCCGCGAUCCAAAGACUACCCUCAGCGUAGGUCGAGCACGGGCAAAGUCAAUGGUAGCGGGACUGGAGGGUGGUGGUGAAAAAGGCGUAGAAGACGAUGAUCUGCUGAAUACGACAAAAUCGACCUCCGCGGAAUCGAUUCACCAGGUACAGACACAGCUGCUGCAAGCGCAACAGUGUCAUUCGGCAAUCGGGACCCCCACUCAGACCGGACCCGGAACGCCCGUUCAACCGCGUACAGCUAGCAUCAAAUCACGACCAACAUCCAGUCGAAUAACGGCGGCUGAAUUAGAGGAAUUGUUCCAACGCCAACAAGGGGCGGACGCAAACCGGUGCUCUAUGCUCAUGUCCAGCUCAAGGUUCCAAUCGACCGGAUUCGAUAGUGGUGCUGGUACACCACCGAUUUCACCGCAGAAGGGACCGCUCGUGUAUGCGAGCGUCGCUGAAAUGAAGCGCAAAAAGUCAUCCAAAGCAGGAAUGGGUACGCUGAAGGGGCGACCGAUACCGAUACCACAAAUCGGUUCGGAUCUGAAGCGCACAUUCCACAGUACGCCUGAUCUAGCUUCUAUGUCAUCGUCCAACCAGCAUGGCGGAACUUCGUCGUCGCUGCUGUAUGGCAGCGGAUCCAGCGGUACCGGAUCGCAGUUGGCAAUCAACGCUAACGGGUGGUAUAACACCGUUGGUCAUAAGGGACACCGAUCUCAGGACGAUAUGCAUAGUCUACAUAUGUCCCUGCAAAGACUGAACCUUCCCCCGCCAAACCAUCCGCCACCGCCGCCACCCGUCGGGCAGGUUGUCAAGGUGGAUGUUUCGCGAGGCUCCGAGUACGAGUGUCUUACCGCCUUGCGCAAACACAUAGCCCAGAAAGCCAAAGUUCAAUCACAAGUACAGGAGGCAGAAGUUAUGUCCAGUUUCAAGCCUGCUUCGAACGCGAAAUUGUACGCUUCUCCGCAGGACAUUCGCAACGUUGGAUAUCGCACAGUGAACGUGGCCGGGGCUAGUCCGGCACCAUCUCUCACGGGCGCAACGACGGCUAGUGGGCCAACAGCCAGCAACGGUGCCUCCUCUUGUGGUAGCAACGGAAGCAUCAUGAACUCCUCUAAUGUUGAGCUCUGCAAAACGGCUUCCCUGCGGUCAAAUAGCAGUUCGACGAUCAGCAUAAAUUCUAGCAAUGUGACUGGUAGCGUUAAUAACGUAACAACGGUAACGAUAACAGGCAGUGGCAAUGGCAACGCAAUAGCUAGCAAUAGUGCAUCAUCGAAUCAGUAUGCACAACCUGGACGUCCAGGUUCCGCCGAAACGCAGCAACAAGUGGCCCAACCUCAAGCACUGUAUAAAUCCCCACCUAACAAUGCUCCCCCACUUCCGGAACCUGAUUACAGCUUGAGUGAAUCCGAUCCGGAUGAAGAUAAUUCCGUGCGUUUAGUGCGAACGCAUAUGAAAGCAAACGGUGAUUUGAAAACUACGCAGAACCCGGGAAUGGCAGCCGAAACAAGUGGCAACAGUAACACAAGUGGUAGCUCGACUGGCUCCAGCUCAAUGCCUCAUUCAUUUUCGGUGGAAGAGAUACAGAAAAUACGCACGAAGCUAAAAUCUUCCAAAUCCUACCCGAACGAUUUCUUGCGACAGCAGAACAGUCAGCAACUUCACCCAGGAGCCGAUCACGGUGCAUCCGGCGGACCGCACGAGGAAGGUGACAAUUCGUCGUCCGGUGUGAGCAGCGAUCAAGAAGUAACGAUCACCUGUAACGAUACCUUGAAGCAGCAGCCAAAACCAUCCUUCCCGAAACAGGUGGUUGGUGUAACUGCUUUAAAAACAAAUGUGAGCACAGGGGCGUCUGGUUUAAAUGAACCAAAGAAGGUGACAUUACAGCUAGGGUCCACAGUGGUGAACACAAAGUUGAAACCGAGCAACAGUCUCCCGGAACGAAGAAGUGACGGAGACGACAAUGAGGACGGUGAUCCAGACGGCAACGAUAGUCCCAGUCCACCGGCGACAGGCUUUCAACGGCAUAAUUCCCUCACAAGGAAACAAGCGGCCACAAUAGCAGCAAACCGGGCCAAGGCAAAUCAACAAAAUCUACAGCAACGACAUGCAGUCACGUUGGCAACUCUACCGCCACCAUUAGAGGCCGCCGAUUCCGACGAAGCUGACUCUUGGUCACAUACACUGCAAACUUCGGGUGGUGAUAAUGCGGCACAGUUAGUGGAAGGUAGUGGUAUGGUAGUGUUAGCACCUCCACCUGAGUUUAGCGAUUCCACCGUAAGCCAUAGUGUACCGGUAUCGACGAGUUCCGGUGGUGUUAGCAUUAGCGUGCAAGGACACCAUUCUCACCAGCAUACGCAUCAGCACCAUCAGCAUCAGCAUGUUCAUCAUCAUCAUCAGCAUGCUGCAAGUGGAGCACUGGUGCUCGGUGGCCACAAUCCAAAUUGUAAGCGGGUCCGUAUCGUUGGGGCUGUUCCGAAGGUCAAUCGCAUGAAUAGUCAGUAA
Molecule: messenger RNA, 4813 nt
Organism: Anopheles maculipalpis
Lineage: Eukaryota; Metazoa; Arthropoda; Insecta; Diptera; Culicidae
Gene: Prosap
Exons: 12
Coding region: 107-4813 (1568 amino acids)
Cellular component (GO): postsynaptic membrane; postsynaptic density; dendritic spine
Molecular function (GO): synaptic receptor adaptor activity; ionotropic glutamate receptor binding
Source: RefSeq, a predicted model, not a curated record